Molecule: messenger RNA, 411 nt
Organism: Trypanosoma theileri
Lineage: Eukaryota; Euglenozoa; Kinetoplastea; Trypanosomatida; Trypanosomatidae
Exons: 1
Coding region: 1-411 (136 amino acids)
Source: RefSeq, a predicted model, not a curated record
AUGCUGAAUGAACAUAUGGAUGGUCUCCUUGAAGGUCAUGAACCGCGCUCAACGGGGAUAUUCACAAUAGCUCUUAUCAUUGUAUGUAUUGUCAUUUCAACUGUGGCGGUAGUGUUAAACAUUGCCCUUUUGAAGCAUCAAGGUAGUCAUUUUAGUAGUUUUGUCAACGCCGUUGGAAUCCUUAUUCUUAUUGGCCUAACAUUAAUACAUCUUAAAUGGUAUAAGAACGAUCAUCAGGAGAAGAAACAAAAACAUGCCAUUUAUGUACUUGUGUUCGCUAUUCUUUUACUAGAUGUGGCGGCGUUUAUGGUUGCCAGUGAAACACUACACUACCAAGAGCCUCUGCCAUGCCCGGAAACAAAUACAACUACAACAGCUGCACCGAAUUUCUCCAAUGUAAAUGUUUUCUAG